Messenger RNA from Megalopta genalis, 3311 nucleotides. RefSeq names its product short-chain dehydrogenase/reductase family 16C member 6. NCBI's taxonomy places the organism in Eukaryota, Metazoa, Arthropoda, Insecta, Hymenoptera, Halictidae. The record is from RefSeq and is a predicted model, not a curated record. Gene Ontology annotation, molecular function: oxidoreductase activity, acting on the CH-OH group of donors, NAD or NADP as acceptor.
UAUAUUUCUAAUAGUUGCGUCGCUAUUUUAACGUUGUGUUAAAAUGUAAAAUAUAAAAUGUGCGUAAAUAUUUGAUCUAUUGUAUCAAAUAUUGCAUUCGUAGUGAAAGUGCUCUACACAGAAACAAAUACAUUUUUGAGUUUGGCAUUUUGAGUCAUUGCAGAUUAGAGAAUAACAAUUUAACAUUUUUGGAACAGUCUGCAGACCCAUGGAGAUGAUUUAUGUCGAACCGAUUUGUUACCUCGAAUUAUUAAUUGCAGUUCGACGACAAAAAAUGCCGCGAGGUGAAUAUAUUUCGAAGCGUUUCCUUGUUUGUUUUACGAUGAUCCAUCUCGGAAUCGUGGAAUCGCCAACAUAGAUUUCGAAACAAGUGACGUCAACGGGGAACAAAAACUGCGCCUUGAUUAGCUAAAAAAACUCCGAUCCCCCGGAAAGACCUUGCGGAACAUUCGGAGCAAUGACCAUCCUCGCGUGGAUGACGACGGAAUCCUUUGUCAAAAUAUUACAAUGGCGGCUGGUUCACAUCGUCUGCAGAUCGUAUCGCGAAAUGUUCGUCGAAAACUGCGAGGUUCCCGCGGUUCCCGUGACGAACUCGAGAUUCGGCAGUCCUUCGACGAUCGUCUGGCUGAUCCUCGCUGGUGAACUUCUGAUCGGUGGCUUUGUAUCCGGUCUUCUGGCAAUCCUCGAGUUCGUGAAGUCGUUGCUGCCUAAACCGCCAAGAGAUCUAACUGGCGACGUGGUCUUGAUAGCCGGUGCCGCGUCGUCCCUCGGCGAAUCUCUCGCGGAUGAGUUCGCCAAAAGUGGUUGCUCCGUGAUCUGCGUGGACCAGGAUGCUGAGGCGAUCAAAAGGAUAGCCAGCAGCUUGAACGCGCGCUACCCCAUCGUCGAGGAAGUGAAGCCGUCCCACAGAAAGGACGCCUCGUCGGGGCCGAGAACAGGGAAAACCGCUUACGAAUGCGAUCUUCUAAACAGAGACGACAUACGGAAAGUAGCCGAAAAGAUUAAGGACGAGGUUGGCAGAGUCGACAUUCUUGUGACCUGCGUGGGCAGUCUGGAUCAAGAUAUAUUCGACACGGCCAGCAAAACGCUGAUGAGCCAUUUUUGGACGGUGUUGGCGUUCCUGCCGCUCAUAUUGUACCGCGAACGGGGCCACAUCGUCGGCGUCACACCGGUUGCAUCGUGUCGCGACGCUUACCACGGUUCAAGGGCGGCGAUAACCAGUCUCAUGGAGAGCUUGUGCCAAGAAUUGAGCAACCAUAGCAGCCGGCUGACGUUCCUGGCGUUCUCGCCAAUCGCGAGAUACAGCACGCCGGAAGAAAGCGAGAAAGAGGUGGCCGCGGGCAUCGUGCAAGCGGUGCGGACCGAUCGGAACACUUUGAAUGCCGACUGGACGUCCACGCUCUUGUAUCGGAUGAGCUGCGCGGCGUAUCGCUGCAUAGCGACGUUCACGGAAUGGGUUCACUCGCAAGGGGCCGACUAGCGCGAGGUUUCGUGCGUUUUUCUGUGCCACGUGGAACACGAUCGAACGAAUCGAGGGUGCACGAAGAAGGCGGAAGUCACGCUGCCGAUUCCAGGAUCUCGAAGAAACUCGCACGGUGAAUCGAGAGAACAAUGUACAAAAACUGACGAUACAGCACUGUUGAUGCAGUUAGAACUAAUUAGCGCAGGAAGAACACGCGGGUGCGUAGAGAAGGCACGAUUUAUUCAAGAAUGAACAAGGACGAGAAGAGGAGAGACGGUCGCACAGAAAUUUCAUGUAAUGACUCCGUUCGGGAUCGAUGAUACGCGGCGGUUCAGUCGGGUAUCAGAACGUCGUAAUGGCCGCUGUCCGAGUUUCCGGUGAACAGGAGCCUCGCGGUUCGAUAAUAAGAGCUCACAUGGUUGUGGAACACACGCUUCAGUUGAUAUAUGUCUCUGAUUUCCCGGUAUAUCGACAGGUUCAUGUAAUUCAUUUUCGUGGCCACCGUGCACUCCAACUCGCUGGCAAACGUGCCUACUAUGCUCAUGUAGUCGCAGUACGCCUGACGGUCCGAUAUGUUCCAUUCGGCCAUCACGAAUGGCCCGUACUCGUACCAGUUGUCCUUGAUGUGUUGGACGACCUGUUGGACGACGGCAAACAAAUGUCAAUUAUAAACGUGAUUUAUUAAACGGCCGCCGUUUCGACGCGAACGAAACGAAGAUUGCGAUCGCGUAGUCGUUAACUAGACCGCGGCUCUUUACGCGCUCGGGGUUUCUAAAAUGGGGAGGUGCGCGCACCGAUACGAAGAUCAUUCGAAUUAUUAUUCGCGAUAAGAAACUUCUUAGUCGACGUAAGAAACUCGGCUCUUCUUCAGGCGGUCGGUAAUCGAGCAACGAAAACGAGAAUCUGCAUGAAGAUCUAGUCCAGUCAUUGCAAUCUGUUUUUCUUUUUCUCUCGAAGAAGUAGCUUAUUGGUCGAACGUUUGGAACGUUAAAUAAACGAACUUGCAUAAUCGUUGCAAGUGAUUUUAAUGGUUUAGCAGUUACCGAAGCAUCGACUGAAGACGAGUCAAUUUCUUAAUAGCAUUCAAUCUUCGUUUCUAACGAUUGCUUGAUUAUUCGCGUAUAUUAUAUGUUCGUAUCAAAUUAGGAUCUUUCCGUGUUAAGUUCUACUUGUAAGAAUGGUCACGAUCGAAACAUUGAAGUGUUAGCAGACAAAAUUUAUUUUUAAUAUAUCCGACAAAGCUUCUAAACUCUGCCUCGUGCAAAUUAGAUGAUCAUUUGAAAUUCUUGGGAUUUUGAAAAUCUCUCUCGAGAUUUUCAAAAUCGUUCGAAUAUGAUACUUGAUACUGACGAUUUAAACUAUGCUUCUUCAAUGGGAUGAGCUAUUCAGGUUCCCUGCAAGCCAAUCGGGGAACAGCGCGCAUUAAUUUUCAAGCCGCGAUUCGCGUUACUCGAGAAAUCAGUAUAACUCCUCUUUACGACGUUUACCAAAUGCUUCAUAAUUAGGAUACGUAGCGAUUCAUAAAUUAUUGUAACAAUUAAAGACUGUUGCUGAGAGAAACGCGCCGACGUAUGCGAAACGGUCGCCGAGUAAAUCGAAGUGCAGCGCCUAGGUCCUAUUCCUGCAAGCUUUUCUUCCUCCCUAAAUGAACACUUGUGUCCCCCGCCAUUCGAAUGCGCAUCCAAUUCCGGAGCGAAUCUCGUCUCAGCGGAGAAUUCUCUCAGCCAUCGGUGCAAAGCAAUUUCUGUUCCCACAUCUCGGUGGCUGAGCAAGUUGCGCCCCGAAGCCGAAGCGCAAGAAUAGGACUUACUAGUUGUACCAGGAAAAAUAAAGCGCACCAUUGUACGGA